AUGACUCGCGACAACACCCCGGCCCUCCUGGCCGCAUCGGAACUGCGCGACGUCUCGCUCGCGCCCACCGCCAUCCGCUCUGCAAAUGUAACCAUCAUCCACCCGCAGCUGCGUGACUUGGUACUCCCACUCGGGAGAGGCAAUGUACUCUAUCCACACGGGACCAGCGUGGAGGAGCAGCGAUGGAGCGCGAGCGACGACUAUGGGAGUGGCGAUAGCUCGGACUACUCGGACAAGGACGGGGGCGGCAAGGAUAAGACCUUCUCCAGCUCCAGUGCUACUCGUGCUGCUGCGUCUGCCGGUGCUUUGCCUCGCUCGGCGCGGUCGGCGGCAAACGUCACUGGUACGACGCGCGAGCUGUUCAAGUUGUCGUUUACGCCCACUUGUCUCACGAGCAGCGGCGCAAUCCUCGCGUGCGGUGGACAAAAGGGCGAGCUGUUUCUCUGCGACCUCCCGCAGGACGGUCGCAUGAAGCGCGCCAACCCCGUCAAGCCAUUCCAGCUAAACAUGACCCUCCCGAACCGCUCGAUCAACAAUGCGAUUACAAUCCUGCCCACUUGGCCGAACGGCUGGGUGCAGAAGCAGGUCGACUGGAAGCACGCGUACGCCGGUUACGCGAGGGCGCCACAGAGCAGGAGCGGCGUGGACGACGACGUUGACAACCUGUCCGAGAGUAGCGAUGAGGACGGCGAGGGUGAUGGCGACGACGACGACGACAUGGAGUUGGACGAUGACGAUCUCGGGAACCCCGCCGUCGCGACCUACCCCAACUCGUUGCCUUUCGGCCACGCCCCGCGCAUGUCAGGUACUGGACCGGGGCGGCGCUGGAGCCAUGGCCACAACGCCCCCCAGUACGUCACCUCGCACAGCAGUUAUGGCCACCACAACCAGCGUCACCGGUCGCCUGUGCCCUCGACUACUUCGUCUGGCCACUCGCGCCGGUCGGCCAAUAGGCCGAACGAACCGCGCAUUCUGGUAUCCAACAAUGACCAGACAGUCAAAAUGUUCUCCCUUCGACGCGUUGGCGAUUCGUCAUUGCCGCUACCUCCUCCGAUUCGCGAUCCCCAGUGGGAGACUGUACCGGCCGUGUCGGCAAUGCGCCAGACACAGACUACUGUCAGUGACCCGCGAUACCAUCAACGUACUCUCGACGCCGCCAUGAGCCUACCUCCCGGUAGGAGCCUCUUCCGUUCGUCGUAUGCGUACGAUUCCGCUACACUCGGCCUGCCCUCAACCAGUGCCGGUGGCAGUGGUUCCCCGACCUCGGGAUCGAGCGGGAUGGCGGGCGUCAAUGCCUAUGGCGCCCCACACACUGCCCCUGCCGCGAGCGAAGAGCUUUCGCUCCGCUCGUCGCGAUACUUGGGCGAGAGCCCCAGUGCUUAUCGCGCUCGUAACCCGGCAGGGGACGCGGCGCUCACUGCGCGCACUCAAGCUGCAAUGCGGGCGAGGGAGGAGCGCCACGCCGAGAUUGAGAGGCGUAUGGCCCUCACUGCGGAGGGUGUUGAGCCCCGCAAACUCAGUCGUAUUGGCGGGACAAAGUUCAAGCUUGCAGUAAACCACUCGUCACUCUCGCCCGAUCUCCGCACCAUGGUGACUGUCGGUGACUCAACCGACGUGUUCCUGUACGAAGUUAUCGACGGUGGCCGCGAGUUCCGCAAGAUUGGCGUGUACAAUGCCGCCACUGAUUCGGGGUUCUCCACCUCGUGGUCCAAAGAUGGCCGCAAGUUUGCGGUCGCGUCUCAAGACGGUCAAGUGACAGUAUGGGACCACCGCACCUCUCGUCCCUUGGCCCUCUUCUAUUCUGCGCCCUCCACUGCCAGGUGGGACUAUGACGACACACUGGCCCACCUCGCCCACGACCCCGUCUCCUCCACGAGUGGCCGUGAAGCUGCCCGCGUAGUGAAGUUUUCCCCAGAGGGCAGUGACCGCGACUUGCUCGUCUUUUCAGAGGAGUUGACCAACAUCCACAUUAUCGACGCGCGCACUUUCCACACGCACGUCGUCGUUCCUGUCCCCUACGAGGCUCCCGCGCCAGCUCCACCCGCCCCCGAGCGGCGUACGGGCGUCGACAGCCAGACGUGGGGCAUCAGCGGCAUCGCAUUCGAUCCCACCGGUGACUGGCUUUAUGCUGGUACGGAGCGGACGGUCGUCGAGUGGGAUUUGAGGCGGCACGGGGGUGGCGAGGGAGGUACAUGGAGCAUGGCGUAG
Messenger RNA from Apiotrichum porosum, 2208 nucleotides. RefSeq lists its product as uncharacterized. The record is from RefSeq and is a predicted model, not a curated record. Gene Ontology annotation, molecular function: protein binding. The transcript has 4 exons. Lineage: Eukaryota; Fungi; Basidiomycota; Tremellomycetes; Trichosporonales; Trichosporonaceae. Bases 1 to 2208 code for a protein of 735 amino acids.